AUGGCACCAGCUGAAAUCGGCCCGCAUAUUACGGAUACCUAUCGCUUACGGCUAGUGACAGCCGGACAUUUCCGCCCACAGCGGGCAAGCAGUCCUCAACAAAUCCACCACAUCACAUGGCCAAAAAACAUCCGGAUAAGCACAAAUCACCGAAGUACACGCCUCACCCUCAUCAUGCCCAAUCCUGAUGAUGGCAGCCCCUCAGUGGACAGCCCAUCACCGGCACCCGUCCCAAAUGACAACGCGACAACAACAACCACAACAAUCCCCAGGGUCGCGUCGCCAAAGGGCCCGAGGAGACGUGCUCCAAACCGAACAGUUGACGGUGGUCCACCCGCCUGUGUCAAGUGUCAUGGAUUCAAGAUGCGCUGCAUUCGCCAACCAGAUCAAAAAGACUGCAACCGAUGUAUCAAUGCCAAAAUUGAGUGUGUUCCCCGCGAGCCUGGCUCGGUAGGAAGGCCACGACUGCCUCGGCCGCCCGGGUGGAAGAGGAGUCACUACAAAAAAGGCCGGCGACUUGGCCAUCAACUUGUGCAAUCAACCUCACAAGCGGCUGAAGACCUUGAUCCAGAAUCAUCCUCACCUUCAAAUUCAACCGAGGCCACACCCCCAGAACCAACAAGCCCAGCCAAGAGCUCAGCACCAGCUCGAUAUGGUGGUCCCAUCAUCGGAUUAGCUGGCUACAACGCUCUCUUGCCCAACUUUGACGACCUCCCCCAUGACAGCCCGGCCGCUGCCGCUAACGCUCGUGGGAGUAUCUACACAGAAAGCACCUUCAGGGCCCCUCAACAACCACAACCGCCGCUUCACCCAUUGUUCCGUUCAACUCAGACCCCUCCUGAACCCCAACCCUCACCUCAACCUCGACAACAACAACCUACCGUCUACGCACCAGCAGAUCAAGAUCCAAUAGAACAACUCACCCGCCUCCAGCUACAAAUCUACCAACACCACACCCUAGCCAAGAAGAACGAGCCCUCCAUAAGAAAAGACGGCAACAAACCAACCGGCACUGAACCACUCGACACAUCCUGGAUCAACCCCCUCUUUCAAUCAGCCUCCCUUUUCCACACCAUCCUCUCUUCCUUUGCCGCAUCUCCGCCUGAUACAGCAACCUUCCUGAUGAUAAUCUCAAUCUACACCCGCCUCUUGCAAACGUUUGACCUUUUGGUGGAUUGUAUACAACGCUACAUAUGGUGGCACGGCAUCUGUGGCUCGCCUAUGGUGCAAGAUGACAAGGAUUUUAUCAGCGGGCUGAGCGAUUCGGUGGUUGUUACGAUAGGGGGGGUGGAGGUGCCGCGGAGUGUGAAGGGGAGUAAGGUGGCGCUUAUAGACACGACGAGGGCGGCACAUUACUUGACAUUUGGAUUGAUGGAGAAAAUUGGGGGGGUGUUAGAUGGGUGGGUGGGAGGGGAGGAUAUGGUGGUGAAGAAGGGGGCGAUGGAGGCGGUGGGGAGGUUGGAGGAGAAGGUGAGGGAGAAUUUUGUGCGGACUAGAUGGAGGAAGAUGCCGGAGCGAGGCAUCAACCGUUUAAAGAAGGGAAGGGUUAGAGUUGCGAAGCAACAUCUCAAAGUACUCCUGGUGCCAGGCACCGGCCUCGGGCGAAGGCUGGAAGGCAUCGGGCUUGCCGCAGAAGCUGUCAUAACGAACAGCCGAGCUGUCGGAAGUACCAUCCGACUCACCGCCGGGCUUGACCCAGACGAAGGCAUCAGCCAGCUCGAGACCGGUGUCGGCCGAGGGGGGACGGCCGAAGCCGGCACCGUCGACGUUGCACCAGUUACCCCACUCCUCGCGGAGACCCUGGACACCGCUGCGGCCAGUGUCGACGAUGGCGUGGUUGGGCAUGCCGGCGGCCUUGAGGCGCUGGCCAAAGGUGUUGACGUAAGUGCGCUCGUUCUGGCACGAGUUGUACUUGGCGUCGGAGGCGGAGGAGAACUCGCCGGGGGACAGGUCCCAGGCGUUCCAGCCGGCCACGUUGGUGGCGAUGCCACGGAACUGCUUGGGGCUGCCGGCGGCCUUGUAGGCUUUGGCGAGCUCCUCGGCGCCGGGCUUGAGGUUGGCGUCCCAGCCAAGCCAGCCGCCGUGGCCGGCGUCGAUGUACUGGACGACGUUGGGAAGGUUGAGCGUCUUGAGCGCGUAGGCGACACCGUCGCGGUAGCCGGCGGCCGAGUUGCGGCAGGCCUGAACGUCGGAGUUGGUGACCAGGUUGGGGAGCGAAUCGGGCUCAAUAACGAGCGCGACGGCGGUGUUGGGGUGGGCCUUAAGGAUGGAGGCGAUGCCUUGACACAGCUUCUUGUACCUGUUGAGCUCGCCAACCUUCAGCUCACCGUUGGAAGCCUUGGCAGCGCAAUCACGGCCGGGAAGAUCGUAGACGACGACACCGAGGAUCUCGUUGCAAGGAACCUCGGCGAGAGCGGGCUCGAGCCUGUCAACAUUGGCGAUGGUGUCGAGCCAGACGAAGGAACCGGUGUCGGCAACCUUGCGGGCGGCAGCCUCGAGGGAGGGGUCGGAAAGGUUGGGGAUGGCGAGCUCCUCGAUCUCCUUGCGGUAGAAGUUGUUGGCGUGGAGGGUGUACUGCUUGAAGACGUUGGUCUGGGCGUUGAGGGAGACGGCCGAGGCGCAACCAGCUUGUCUCUUGGUGGGCUUGUCCUGGGUGGUCGGGGAAGGCGCGGCAACGGCUGAGGCAACGAGCGCCAGAGCGGCGGCGGAGCUGGUGAUCUUCAUGUUGAACGACGGGGCGAGUACACUUGCUGCAGAAAGUAUGAAGGCCUGAGGGAGGAAGAUCUUGUUUCUGCCGAGGGGGGGAGGGUGGUCUGUCUUUAUACCAGGGGACCUCUCCGCGGACUUGGCGUUGCCGUGUUACCCCCCUGAGAGUUCAAGUCAACACAACAACCUCGACGAGGACUGCCCAACACACGGUUCGCCUCCCUGGCUCACAUGGUUCACGCGGCUCGAAGGCACACAGGAGAUUUCUCUGCAAUCAGGAAGACAGGCCCGUGGUCUCGGCCAGGAACCUCCGUGGAAGGCUUGAGCCGCGCCGAGCAGUCGCCGCUGGAAUAUAGGGUGCGGGGCUGGUGUUGAGUGCCGAGCAAGGCGACUGGACAGGUCCAAGAUCCCCAUCUGGCAUUUCAUAUACAGCUUCAUUUACGCUCAGGCGACGACGGCCGGCCCUACUCUGGAUUGGUGGGAGGUCAACGGGCGGCUACCACUACGAUUUGCGAGGGAAAUUGUGGGGAAGAGGGAACUUGCUCUCUAUUGGGGUUGCCAUGUGCAAUCUGGGGUAUUCGACCAUCUCAUGCACGGCCGUUCGAUCUUGCCCCUUUGGUCACGCUGGGAUCCUAGGAGGGAGAGUGUGGCGCCGCCCAACCCCUUGCAGCCACCAUCAUCAGCUGCUGUGGAGAAGCACCGGGGGGGAUGGCGAUCGUUGCUCAAUGGCAGUGGGGGCUCCGAGCCGUCAGCCGUGUUGGAGAAAUCGCGACUACCGCCAAGAUAAUAUGCGGAUGCGGAACUGAGGGCGGUCGCCAGAUUGUCUGCGGUUGGAUGAAUACUGUGAGAGGUAUGGUGCCAUCAGAAACCUGUGUUCAUAUGAUCAGGUUCGAAAGGGGGUGUGAGGACCCUGAAGGGUUCCGUCCGAAGUGUGGCAACAGGACCAGAAUACAAUGGUGAGCAUUGCUUUUGGUCACGUUUGUUUCAACUCUAGAAGUGCCGACAUGUCCAGUAUCGACAGUCCCCCUCACUACUCAGGCACUGGCCUUUGACUGGAAGGAGCGGGACAAUGUCUGAGAGGCAAAUGCACGAUUCCCCCCUCCCCCCAAGGGAUCGGAUUUGGUCCAGCUGCAAAAUGCGGGGUCUCCACAAAAUGUCAGGCUGUUUGAGUGUUCAGGUUGCGUGGUGCGCUCUCACAGGGGCGGCAAAGUGUGUAUGUGUGAAAGAGAGCGAGAGAGGGACCAACCAUGUCAGUAGCUCUUUGCUGGGAACAAGGGGUGGUGGUGGUCCGGGUACUACUUUGUUUUUUUGGUUGGAACCAAGCGGCAGUUUAGAUGGCUAAAAUACGCCAUCAUCUGAAACAGAGCGUUGUUAUUUGCUGGCUGCCUUAUAAACGGUUAUAGUGCCGCGCCCAUUAAGCCGCAAAGCCCAUGUAUUAGCCGGCACAUCCACCUUGGACGCUGCAUAUCUUUUUGUCUUGACAAUCCCAACGAGAAGGGUCACACACACACAGCCGAAGAAAAACUCUCCGGGCUGGCUGGGGGGGGGAUGCCAGGCUUUAGCCGAAGCGGCGUCAAAAGCCCGAUGGAAAAGGCUUGUAUUAUUUGGGCGGCAAGGAAUAACAAUGAUCACUGGGUACACGAACAAGCAGUGAGAGAGAUUGUGCCUUGUUCGGCACACGGAGCCAACAAACCGGUGGCCUACCUAGGUGGGAUGGGGGAGGAUAAUACACUUGAUGAUGUGCUAUCUACCAGGCAUGUGCUCUCCGCGCAGCGUGGAAUCAAUCAUUGGGUCCCUUCGUUUCCUGUAAGAGAUCAUGCACCUCAUUAUUGCUUGCCCGGAACAGCAACAGCUGGAAUCCGAGGAGGUGCACGCCACCACCUCGCCACAUCGUCACACAGUUACACAUACCCAAGAUGGAGUAAGUGCUGGAAAAGCUGGGGAAGGGUAGGUAGGGGAGAUCUCGGGCUAUGGUACCGACUGAGGAGAGAGCAGGUAUUUACCUCAAAUUGACUCCCGAGUUUUCCGGUUUGAAAAUGUCACCUGGAUCAUCACUCGCCCCGGUCUCCCAAUUUCAGCAGUCUUGUUGUUUUGUUUCCGUUGGGGACGAUGAUUGAUCCCCGGGAAGGGCUCACGGCAAUUAGGACGGUAAGCAGGCCCGAGGUGACAUUGUGGCUGAGGAGAGUGUGAACCUUUUAGAGUGUGAAGUUGUAGACCCGGAAUAAACUUGGUCUAAUAUUGAUUGAGACGAUCAGUUGGAGCAUGCCACUCUUCGUCCACCAGUCUAGCGUUUGUAUUUGGAUAACCAAUGGAAAGAGUAAUGUAUUCAGAACCCUACAAUGUCAUAUUUUGGUCCUUGUAGUCAUGCGUGCUAACUCAUGCCAAGUCAUCUCGAAACCAAACAUUGAAUUACAAGUAGACUCGAGUGAGAAACUCGGCCCAUUGCAGCCUCAGCUUUUGAUGCCACCAAACGCCUGUCCCAACUAUGCACAACAGAUAUACUACACAAUGCCACAGACCACCUCACCAUUUUGAAGAAUCUUAUACAUCCCGUCCACAUGCUCAAACGUAACAUCUUCCCU
This is a messenger RNA of Podospora pseudocomata, 5288 nucleotides long. RefSeq lists its product as uncharacterized. NCBI's taxonomy places the organism in Eukaryota, Fungi, Ascomycota, Sordariomycetes, Sordariales, Podosporaceae. Gene Ontology annotation, biological process: regulation of DNA-templated transcription. The transcript is spliced from 3 exons. The coding region runs from base 1 to 2682 and encodes 893 amino acids. The record is from RefSeq and is a predicted model, not a curated record. Gene Ontology annotation, cellular component: nucleus. Gene Ontology annotation, molecular function: DNA-binding transcription factor activity, RNA polymerase II-specific; transcription cis-regulatory region binding; zinc ion binding.